UUGAGUUUCACUUUUUUUGUCUAUUAUGAAUAUUAAUGCUGCUAUGAACAUUCAUGUACAAGUUUUUAUAUGAACAAGUUUUCAUUUUUCUUCAGUAUAUAUAUCUAGGAGUGGAAUUAAUGGGCCAUAUGAUCCUUAGUCUCUUCUAACCUUUAAUUCUUUAACACAUCUCUCAAGCUCUCCUCUCUAGUUGCUAACCUCGUGCACUCCCAUACUGUUUUCUUUAGAUUUUUAUAACAUUUUCACUUAUCUAAGGUUUUCCCCCUCUCCCCCCCAGCUACAACUUUAUCAAGCAAACACACAAAAAUGAUAAUUGGGAAACUACAGCAGGGGGGGAGUGGGAGAGAAUCAUGUUGUUAUUUGCUUGUUUAGUCAUUUAGAGCUUUCAUGCCAAACCCUGGCAGCCACCCACCAGGAGGAUUUGACACAGCUUUUGGUGGGCAAGGUUAAUAAUAACCUCAAUCGCUGAGAACUCUGCUGCCAUUCUAAGGUAGGAGUUUCUUAUACUUUAAAAACCUGGUAAGAAAACCUGACCAGCAGCUUCAUAGAGAUUAUAUGUCUUAACCACAGAAUUACAUAUUUUUACAUUUCUACUGUUUUUCAAAAUCCGAAAGGGAGGUUCCAAUAUUGCUCCUGAUGUUAGUUCCAACUUUUAUUGAGUAAUCCUCAGAGAUACAGCACUGAAUCCCAGAUGAUGAAGAUAGUGCCAUUUCUAAGAUCUUAAAUUGACAAGUUUUCUUUGACAAUAGCUUUCUCUCCUAUUAAACUUAUCCUUCAUGCCUAUGAUGACUGACUUCCACUUCCUCAAAGCCUCUAUAUUUUCAGUUUAUUAACCAAUUUCCUAUCUAGCUGAAACCUAUGGGCAAGCCAUUUCAGUGGUGCUUUUCUCCAUCAUCCUCGAUUUCUUCUUUGUUUAAUCUGUGCUGCAAAUUCUCUAAGAGGAAAUUUACCAUCUACUUUCUCCAUUCUUGUCCUUGGGAAUGCCAAGUCCCUUGAAACAGAGUCAGUAGGUUUCAAGUGGGCACAUAUUACUAUUUUGAAUUCCUUUCAUAUCAAAAUGAGUUUUCUCAUAACUACCUAUUUCAAGGAAUUUCUGCUCUCAAGUCCUUAAGACUUAAUCUCACGAUUAUCUGUUUUGCAAAACUGAAGUUCUUUACCUGAGAAGAUUUAGGCCAGCUAAUGUGUCCGUCCAAUACUUUUCUCAGUUUUUCUUUAAACUCCUUUUUUUCUAAACCUCUUCAAGGCUAAGCCCUUUUCAUACUUAAUUACUUUCUCUUCACUACCUGGCCUUAGUUUUUUUUUUUAAUCAAUUAUUCCUUUUCUUCACUCUUUAACGCCUCUCUCUCCAUUCGUCUUCACUACAAAGAUUUCCCUGUGUUUUUUAAAUUAAUCUUGCAUCUAUAUAAUGCUAUCUCCUCUUUCGCAAACAUGUAAAUGACUUUACCUAGGAUGUGUAAUUCUUGAAUGCCCUGUCUCCUUUACAGUUGGCUUUAAACUCAAUUCUGUUUUAAAUUGUUUUCUCAAGUGUUACCUAUUCACCAAAUCCAAUAUUUUUUUAAAAGUAUAUUUUAUUGAUUUUUUUACAGAGAGGAAGGGAGAGGGAUAGAGAAUUAGAAACAUCGACAGAGAAAUAUCAACCAGCUGCCUCCUGCACACCCCCUACUGGGGAUGUGCUGGCAACCAAGGUACAUGCCCCCGACUGGAAUCAAGCCUGGGACCCUUGAGUCCGCAGGCCGACACUCUAUCCAGUGAGCCAAACCAGUUAGGGCCAAAUCAAUAUUUUUAGUUUACCCUUUUGAUUGCCUGUGGGAUUUAAGCUUCAGGGUCUCUUGCUUAGAGGAGCCUUUAAAAUGUUUGUUGUUGAAUAUUUUUGUAAAGUUGCAAAAGCAAAAUAUUUUUGCCUUCUUGUCAAGCUUCAGGCCUCCCAAACCUGGAUUUGCCAUUUUAUAAAAGGUGAUCUGCCCCUCAUAUAAAAGAAGUUCAUCAGAUUCUGUUAUAGCCUGAGGUAACAACAUUGGGCAUGGCUCCCUUCAACUUGGUCACAGCAAAGGAAGGAACUAAUUGCUAUAUUAAAAUUUAUAUCCUGGAUUGACCAAAUACUUAUAUUAUUUUCAUACCUAGGUCCCAGGUCUUGUCCUUAAUAUUACAGGUUCAGGAACUAGUUUUUAAGCCUUUUGACCAAGGUGAUCAAGCACUGAAAAAUUAAUUCAUGCUAACCAAACUCUCAAAGGAUUAUUUAUAAACCGGAAUGUUUAUUUCUUAGCAUACAAAAAGGAAUUAAUAUUGUAAUAUUGACUGGGUAUAAAUAUCUGCUAUCCAGAACACACUUAACUGAAUCAAGAUAGAGAUCAAAUAUGAUUAUAAAACGUUUCGUUUUCAUGACUUAACGUGAAAAUAACUGAGUGCUGAAGGCGUCCUUACUGCAGAGGUAUGGCCUACAGUGCACCCUAAACCCUGUUUCUUGUGUGACUUAAGCGUGUGCAAGAUUCUGAUCUACCAGUGUUGCCUGGUUAUGUAUGAAUUGAGUUGGUCUGUGCCUUAAAGAUCCCACCCCCCAAAUGCACCCAAUUUGGCUGCCAUACGCCAAUACUGCGUUCCCCAACCUUCCUCACUUUUGUCCUUUUAUUUCAUUCGUGUAUCUCCAUUCCCCUCACUUCCAGUGCCCAGGCUACCCUCAAGGUCCCUCCUAACGUAAGUUCUGUCGUCACCUACCUACUUUUACCUUGCCUCACCUAUUAGUCAUCACCUCCGACCAACACCCUCAUCCCCCAUCUGGCCCAGACUGGCUCCACCUCUCACACCGAACCUUCCCGGGUGAGGGCGCCGUGGGCCGCUCCCCGUCCAGCGAGGAAGCUGCGGGGGGAACACUUUCUCCAGCUCUUUGCAUGACCUCCCUCUCCCAUUUUCUCCCAGUCCUACAAACCACCACCACAUUUACCCUCCCCAUGAACACCGGGAUCGUCUCCUGCCCGCGUCUGCGGGGAGAGGUCUCCAGCGAAGGCAGAAAGGUGUCCCCUUACUUAAUGUAGGUGUGUCCAGAUGCUGGCACCCGCGCCGUCAGGGAGCGGAACCCGGGCGGAGCCCCAGGUGAAGGGGAAGGGUGGUUGGCGCUAAGCCAAUCACGGCUCAUGACAACAGGGAUCAGCCAAUCAGAACACGGGGUGCUUGGCGCAGGGUAAGGGCCCGCCCCCUUGCAGCUGGGUGGCCAACGCCUUCGCCAGGGCUGGCUGGAGCUGAGCUGGUUUCCGAGUCCAGGGACUGGGCACCUUCCGAGCUGGGAGACCGCGCCCUCCCACCCCAGCUGAUUUCUCUGCCGGCCUCGGCCUUAGCAGGUGUCGGUCCGGCCGUGGACGCAUUCUGACCUGAGCCGUAUCUCUCCCUGGAGACUUUGUGCCUAUGGUUGGGGACAGAGUGAGGUCGUUGCCUUGACGACGGCAGCAUGCAGGCAGUGGUCCUCCUGAGCGUGAGCUUGGGGCGGGCCGAGGCCAAUCUGCCUCUCUCUGCUUCACCUGGCGCCCGUGACUGUGUCCUCACAAGGAAUCGUAACCGCACUGAAACUGCUAGUUUGCUAGUCAGCAUUUUUUAGACCCGCGGGAGAGAUGAAUUUCACCUCAAAUUUGUUUCCGAGUUGAAAACCUUUGGGUCUUUCCACGUGAAAGGAUAUUAAAGAAGCACAAGAAAAAAAAUACUUCUGGUUUUGAAUUAAAAUGGAAAAAUAUGAGAACCUAGGAUUGGUUGGAGAAGGGAGCUAUGGAAUGGUGAUGAAGUGUAGGAAUAAAGAUACUGGAAGAAUUGUAGCCAUUAAGAAGUUCUUAGAAAGUGAUGAUGACAAAAUGGUUAAAAAAAUUGCUAUGCGAGAAAUCAAGUUACUAAAGCAACUGAGGCAUGAAAAUCUGGUGAAUCUGUUGGAGGUGUGCAAGAAAAAAAAACGAUGGUACCUAGUCUUUGAGUUUGUUGACCAUACCAUUCUUGAUGACUUGGAACUCUUUCCAAAUGGACUAGACUACCAGCUUGUUCAAAAGUAUUUGUUUCAGAUUAUUAAUGGAAUUGGAUUUUGUCAUAGUCACAAUAUCAUACACAGAGAUAUCAAGCCAGAGAAUAUAUUAGUCUCCCAGUCUGGCGUUGUCAAGUUAUGUGAUUUUGGAUUUGCGCGGACAUUGGCAGCUCCUGGGGAGGUUUACACUGAUUAUGUGGCAACCCGAUGGUACAGAGCUCCAGAACUAUUGGUUGGUGAUGUGAAGUAUGGCAAAGCUGUUGACAUAUGGGCCAUUGGUUGUCUGGUAACCGAAAUGCUCAUGGGGGAGCCCCUUUUUCCUGGAGAUUCUGAUAUUGAUCAGCUAUAUCAUAUUAUGACGUGUUUAGGUAACCUCAUUCCAAGGCACCAGGAGCUGUUUUAUAAAAACCCUGCAUUUGCCGGAGUAAGGUUGCCUGAAAUCAAGGAAAUGGAACCUCUUGAAAGACGCUAUCCCAAACUCCCUGAAGUUGUGAUCGAUUUAGCAAAGAAAUGCUUACAUAUUGAUCCAGACAAAAGGCCCUUCUGUGCUGAGCUCCUGCACCACGAUUUCUUUCGUAUGGAUGGAUUUGCUGAAUGGUUCUCUCAGGAACUACAGUUAAAAAUACAGAAAGAUGCCAGAAAUAUUUCUUUAUCUAAAAAAUCCCAAAACAGAAGGAAGGAGAAGGAAAAAGAUGACGUUUUAGGUGAGGAGAGAAGCACACUUGUGGUACAGGAUUCCAAUGCUGAUCCCAAAAUUAAGGAUUCUAGAAUAUUAAAGAUAAAAGGGUCAAAAAUUGAUGGAGAAAAAGUUGAAAAAACCAGUCGCGCUUCAAAUGUCAGCUGUCUCCAUGACAACGGGUCUAGCCACAUCAAAGCAGUGCCUUCAACAAGCCUCAGAGAUUGCAGCAAUGGCAGUGUGGACCACACAAGGAAUCCAGGCAUGGCUAUUCCUCCACUUACACACAAUCUUUCUGCACUAGCUCCUGGUAUUAAUUCUGGAAUGGGGACUAUCCCAGGAGUUCAGAGUUACAGAGUGGAUGAGAAGACCAAGAAGUAUUGUAUUCCAUUUGUUAAACCAAACCAACAGACUCCACCAGGCAUUUAUAAUAUUAACAUGACCAAACCAAUCACUAGUGAAAAGAGCCUCCUUCAGGCAAAUAAGAAAAGAAGAGAAUACGCAAAGACAGAUGUGCAUUUGCCUGAAUUAAACUAUAAUCAUCUCCCUGAACUGAGAGCCUUGGAAGGCGUAGCUCGAAAUUCCAGGCUAAUGAGGAAAGAGAACAAAAACCUUUCAGAAUCUCAAAUUCCUUCUCUGGCCGCUAUUGACUUGCAUGCCUCCAGUGUUACACUGCAUCAGUUCCCAUGGGCCAGGAGCCCGGGCCAAGCUGCUUCUCUCCUUCAGAGUCUCACAGGCCGAAAUCAAGGUGUCAUCAGGGCCGCGUUUCUCUCUGGAGGCUCUAGGGGAGAAUCCGUUUCCAGGCUUGUUCAGGUACCAGGAUCUCCCCUGCCAGAGGACUCGGAGGCUGACUUACCUUGGAUGGAACACCAGCACUGAAUGUCAGUUUGGUUCUGAAUGGGAUGCUGCUCUAGCGCUUGAGAUGACAUCCUCCUGGAACAAAAGUGCUGAUAUCCUAGGAGGAGAUAGACAUGGUUUUGAUCAUUUACUUCUGAACUGCCUGCAUUUUCUGAGAAAUGUUUUGCAGAAGGAAAGACAAUGACUUCCAGGUGUUUCAAAGGAAGAUUGGGCAAGUGUCCUCCCCAACUGUCAGCCAUCAUCUUUGAAGUCCACUGAUGCUACUUCAAGAUAAUCCAAUGAAAGAAUAGUGAUAUGGUUCUCGUUACAUGAGUGUAUAUUUACUAUUAGUGGGUUGUGUAUUUAAAGGUACCCAAGAUUAACAGUAAGUAAAAAAGGGGAGAAAGAUUAUAAAAGUUUAUGUUACUUAUGCAUCAAGCUUUGUGUGUUACCUGCAUUGAUGUGUACAUUUAUUUAGGAAUGUCUUUGUGAAUGUGGGAGCUAAAAACUAGGAUCAGUUGAAGAAAAUGAAAAAACUAGGAUCAGUAAAAAAAAAAAAAUGUUUCCUUUACCCUAACCUAACUAUGAAAACACAUUUAAGAAUCUUGCUUCUUUCUAGGCUUUAACAAGAUAUGUGACUGCUCUUUAUGGGUAGAUGUAUUUCUUUGGUUCCUGUGCGUAUAGUUGAUGUUUGAUCAGUGUAUCAUGGGAAUCUGCCUCUCUGUUCAUCUUCUAAGAACCACCCUAAAUGCAAGUUUCACAAAGAAACCUUUUUAUUUCUAACGAUUUGGAUAGUUCUUUGCACUGUAUGAUUCUGGGGCUAACGUUCCUGUGAGCAGGAAUGUGAUCGGGACACGAGUGAGAAAGGAGAAUUCUGUAGGUCUACCUUGGAGUUGAAUACUUCUCAUUGACAAAAGAGGGAUAUCUACAAAACCAGGAAAUGGGAAGCAGGGUUACCAAUUGACUAUGGUCACUCUUCUCUGGGCUGAAUCCUGCUGAACUCCCCAGCCGAAGAGGCUUUGGGCAGGGGACGAACUUUGUUCUGGACUUUACUCCUAUCCGCUGAUAGUUUGAAGGUGAUAUUAAAUAGAAUAUCUUUCUAAAAUCCCAGAGAUAUUCCUGUCUUCUUAUUUCCUCAAAUACCUAGGCCUUCCCAAAAGCUUUUAACCAAGGUGCAAAAUUGUUAACCCACAGGACACACAUCUUUCCAAAUGCACUGGUCCUCAACGUUUAGGUGGGAGAGUUAAACCAAUUUGGCUCUCGUUUUUUCGUUUCUGGGUUUCUAGUCAUGCUCUGCAUUUACUGUUUUAGAGAAUGAUUGUUAAGGGGACCAGAAUUUGUGUGGGGUUUUUUUGCCUUAACCAAUUAAUAGUAUGUUGUUGUUUUUUCCAAAAGACAUUGACUAGAACUUAGCCCAGGAAUUUUACUAGCACUUUUCUCUAUUACCUACCCUGUGGAGCUUAAUAUUAAAAUUCUAAUCAUAGUUACUUGAGCCUCAAAAGAGUAGUAUAUUCAGGAGGCAAAAUAAGGGGCUGCAAUGUAAAAGUCUAUGUAGGUGGCUCAAUUAAACUUUGAUCUUGAUUUUGAAGCUCUAUGUCUAAUCUCUGACCAGGUGUUUGACUAGAUGAGGUAUGGCUAACAUGCUGAACAAAGUUAGUGUAUAGGCAUUAAUAGGCCUCAAAUUAAAAUAUUAUUAUUUUUACUUUGAAUUAUGUUGUCAACAGCCACCACAGCAUAAAAAGCAGACACUACUUAAAAGCCAAGUAGCUGUCCAGUUUAUUUCAAUGUUAAUUUUAUUAAAAGAUUGGUAUGAAAAUAUCACCUCUAUGUCUGAAGGUCUAGGAUUAGACCUUUUUCAUUCUAUAUUUGCUCUUGGUAUCUUUUAUCGAUUAAAACAUUUUGUGCACUUUAGAACUAAAGAACUAAAAACUAUUACUAUAAGUCUAAGUUGAGACUUGAAGCUCAUAUCUGGUUAGAAUCUUGGAAGUACUACUUGAAAAAGAUUUUGCAAACUGGGGCUAUAGACCCUGAACUAAAAUAAUCCCCCCCUUUUUUUUUUCAAUUUAAGGUUACUUUUUCUUUCCUUACAAAGGAUAUGAUUAAGUCACAUACUAAUAGGAAAUAUGUAUAUGUACUAGUGGGAAAAUGGGCUUGCUGUGUGUAUGUAUAUUUUACAAUUAAUAAAUAUUAUAUGUUA
Myotis myotis is the source of this 7704-nucleotide messenger RNA. RefSeq names its product cyclin dependent kinase like 2 (gene CDKL2). The transcript has 15 exons. The record is from RefSeq and is a predicted model, not a curated record. Gene Ontology annotation, molecular function: ATP binding; cyclin-dependent protein serine/threonine kinase activity. Gene Ontology annotation, biological process: protein phosphorylation. NCBI's taxonomy places the organism in Eukaryota, Metazoa, Chordata, Mammalia, Chiroptera, Vespertilionidae. Bases 3708 to 5549 code for a protein of 613 amino acids. Gene Ontology annotation, cellular component: nucleus.